AUGUCAGAGCUGGAUUAUUUAGUACUCCCUCAUAACAAACUAAUUGGAGAGAUUCCAUCAUCCAUUUGCGACUUGAGAUUACUGACACUCCUCCAUUUAGCAGACAAUCAUUUGGAAGGACAGAUUCCAAAGUGCUUGGGAAACUUCAAUAGUUCAUUGUUGGCUCUUAAUUUAGGUCAAAACCAAAUCACAGCCCUUCAAUCCACAUUUGCAAAAGGUUGCAGUCUUCAGUCCCUUAUUCUGUAUGGCAAUAAGUUGGAAGGAAUAACACAUUCCCUAAUCAACUGCCAACGCCUGGAAAGCAUUGAUUUUGGUGAUAAUGAAAUACGAGGUGCAUUUCCUUUCUGGAUGGAAGCAUUCCCUCAACUUCGCGUCCUCGUCUUGAUGUCUAACAAGUUGAAUAGUACUAUGUUGGAGGCUUCAAAGACCGAGCAUCCGUUUCCAAAGUUGCAAGUCUUGGAUAUAUCAAGAAAUGCAUUUGUUGGCUAUUUACCUGAUAGAUAUUUCAAGAAUUGUGAAGUUUCCAUCGGCAAUCUUAAUUCUCUUAGAUACUUGAAUUUGUCCAGUAAUACUCUCACGGGAGAGAUUCCUGUGUCUCUUGGGAAUAUAAGUAUUCUUGAGUCAUUGGAUUUGUCAUGGAGCAGAUUGAGUGGAAAAAUUCCAAGUGAUCUGACAGGAAACUUGGGAUUGUGUGGAGUUCCAUUGGCAAAGCAAUGUGAAACAACUGAUGGAAAAUCAGUGUUUCCUCCACAAGAAGAUGAUGAUGAUGAGUCAGGAUUUAUAGAUGGAUUUGGUUGGCGAUGUGUCAUGUUAGGGUAUGGAUGUGGAUUUGUGGUUGGAAUUGGAGUUGGUUACAUGAUUAUAAGAAGGCCAAGAUGGUUAGUGGACUUCUUUUUUGGGGCUGGAUAUAGUAAUAGUAAGAUGAAGAGAAGAAAUAGAGCAAAAGCAACAAUAAGGAGAAGGUGA
Messenger RNA from Salvia hispanica, 966 nucleotides. Lineage: Eukaryota; Viridiplantae; Streptophyta; Magnoliopsida; Lamiales; Lamiaceae. The record is from RefSeq and is a predicted model, not a curated record.